AUGGACGGAGCGGGGGGCGCGACGCCGAUGCAGCAGCUGCAGCUGCAGCAGGCGCACAUACAGCGGGAGCAGGCUCGCAUCAACGACUUCUGGAACGAAGUCGAGACGGAGAUGACGCAGAUAGACCCAGAGAAGGAGGACUUCAAGAACCACGAACUGCCCCUGGCCCGCAUCAAGAAGAUCAUGCGGCUGGAAGAUGACAUCGCCGAGGCGGGGGCUCCGCGGUUCAUGAUUGCGGCAGAAGCGCCGAUUAUCAUCGCCAAAGCCUGCGAGAUCUUCGUGCUUGAGAUGGCCAUGCGGGCCAACUCUCUGACGGCGGAGAACAAACGACGUACGCUGCAGCGCAACGACAUAGCGAUGGCCGUCUCGAAGACCGACACAUACGAUUUCCUGAUCGACAUUGUGCCAAGAGAAGAGCUCAAGAAGGACGACGUCGGCCACGCGGCUGCGGUUGAUCAGGAGGCCCAGCAACAGAUGCAUCUCAUGGCCAUGCAGCACGCGCUGGGGCAGCACAUGACUUAA
Ectocarpus siliculosus is the source of this 522-nucleotide messenger RNA. The record is from the annotation of a GenBank genome assembly. Lineage: Eukaryota; Phaeophyceae; Ectocarpales; Ectocarpaceae.